AUUUGCAGUGGAUGGAAAACCAUUUUUUCUCCCUUAUAAAGUCGCUCGGUAAAUGGAUGGAAAGCGAGAAACGAUCGCCAGGUACAUUCGUAUGCGAUCUGACUCUUGCCCGUGACUGGCUCAUAAGACUCCAGGCAUCAGCCACGCCCCUUACUUGUGUUACCUGAUGAAGUUUUGAGGAAAACGUACAGAUUAAAGAUGGCAGCGUCAAGUAAGGGAAGUAUGUUGCAGCUGCUUGGCAAAUACUAUAUCUACCUAACUAAAUGCAGAAGAGGGGUUACUGCUUUACAUACAAACUUUCCGCACACAAGAAAUACUCACAGCAGCGUUUCCGGCAGAAAUGUAAAGUUUUUAAUGUCUGAAGCCAGUUCUCCCUAUGGUCUGAGAUCCUACAAAGAACUUUAUGAACUUUCAGUACAAGACCCAGAAACAUUCUGGGGUGCUCUUGCAAAAGAAAGGUUGUUGUGGAGCAAACCGUUCGAUCAGGUAAAAGACUGUGACUUCAGACAAGGCAAGAUACACUGGUUUUGUGGAGGGCAGCUAAAUGUGUCGGUGAACUGCUUAGAUCAGCACGCCCACAAGACACCUGAUAGAAUUGCUUUGAUCUGGGAGAAAGAUGAGCCUGGCACGGAGGUCAAGAUAACAUAUAGGGAGCUUUUAGAAGCGACCUGUCGGCUUGCUAACACUUUGAGAAGAUAUGGCGUGCAGAAAGGGGAACGGGUUGCCAUCUACAUGCCCGUCUCCCCCCUGGCCGUGGCUGCCAUGCUGGCCUGUGCCAGGAUCGGUGCGGUGCACACAGUGGUCUUCGCUGGCUUCAGUGCUGAAGCUCUAGCUGGGAGAAUUCAGGAUGCCCAGUGCAAGGCUGUUAUCACUAGUAACCAAGGAUUGAGAGGCGGGAGGGUGAUAGAACUGAAGAAGACCGUUGACGAAGCCAUGAAGACGUGUCCCACAGUGAAGCAUGUGUUUGUGGCCAACAGAACAGAAAACAAAGUGCCCAUGAGCGAAAUCGAUAUCCAGCUUGAGGAAGAAAUGGCAAAGGAGUCUCCCGUGUGCGACCCUGAGGUCCUGAGUAGUGAGGACAUGCUCUUCAUGUUGUACACUUCAGGAAGCACCGGGAAACCCAAGGGAAUCGUCCACACCCAGGCCGGGUAUCUGCUGUAUGCUGCACUCACACACCAGUACGUCUUUGACUACCGGCAAGGGGAUGUCUUUGGCUGUGUGGCAGACAUCGGCUGGGUCACAGGCCACAGUUACGUGGUGUACGGCCCGCUUUGCAAUGGUGCCACCACUGUCCUCUUCGAGAGCACUCCUAUUUAUCCAGACCCUGGUCGGUACUGGGAGACGGUGCAGCGUUUGAGGAUUAAUCAGUUUUAUGGUGCCCCCACUGCUAUCCGUCUCUUACUGAAGUAUGGGGAGAGCUGGGUGAAGAAGUAUGACCGGUCCUCCCUGAAAACACUGGGGUCUGUGGGUGAACCAAUUAAUAACGAAGCUUGGGAGUGGUUCUAUAAUGUAGUUGGAGAAGGGAGGUGCACUCUGGUGGAUACCUGGUGGCAGACGGAGACUGGAGGAAUCUGCAUCAGCCCGAGACCAUCCGAGCAAGGAGCAGAGAUCGUCCCUGCCAUGGCAAUGAGGCCCUUCUUUGGGAUCCAGCCUGUGUUGAUGGAUGAAAAGGGCAACCGAGUAGAAGGGAAUAAUGUCUCUGGAGCCCUGUGCAUUGGUCAGCCGUGGCCUGGCAUGGCAAGAACUAUUCAUGGAGACCACCAGAGGUUUGUGGAUGCUUACUUUAAAGAUUAUCCAGGGUACUAUUUUACUGGCGAUGGUGCCCACAGAUCUAAGAAAGGGUAUUACCAGAUUACGGGCCGGAUGGAUGAUGUCAUCAAUAUCAGUGGGCAUCGUCUGGGUACAGCAGAGGUUGAGGAUGCCAUGGAUGAGCAUCCUGAUGUUCCAGAAACAGCAGUGAUUGGCUUUCCUCAUGAUAUUAAAGGGGAAGCUGCAUUUGCGUUUGUGGUAUUAAAAGAUAACAUUUCCCUUACUGAGUCGGAAGUUGUUGAUGAACUUAAGGCCAUUGUGGCUUCCAAAAUAGCCAAAUAUGCUGUGCCUGAUCAUGUUUUGAUAGUGAAACGACUUCCAAAAACGCGAUCUGGGAAAAUCAUGAGAAGGGUGCUGAGGAAGAUAGCAACCAACCAAACCAGUGAGCUGGGAGACAUAACAACCUUGGAUGAUCCCAGUGUGAUCACAGAGAUAGUGGAGGCAUAUAACAAGUACAAAGGCCAGUCAUAUAAGGUGUCAUCAUAACAAAACAUUAGCUCUCCCUUUUCAUAUUGAGAACAGUAAAGUUGGAGCCUAAUUUGAGUAAUGGCAUGUUUUUGGGGGAGAAAUGGUUCUAAAACAAAUACUGUCUUGUACCUGCUUAUCCAAGUAUUGGCUGGCAGCACUGACCAAAUGUAGCCACUUAGUUAAACACAUUUAAGGGCAAAUACAACCCCCCCCCCAAAAAAAUCAGGUAUUAUUUCACACAAUUCCUAAUUUCUUGCAUUCAUUUUUCAACAAAUAUCCAUAUAUAUAUAUAUAUAUAUAUAUAUAUAUAUAUAUAUAUAUAUAUAUAUAUAUAUAUAUAGUGAAAGAUAUCACUUAUUUUAAGGCUAGUAGCCCCUUAAAAUCAGACCCAGACACAAGAAUUUGAAGUUUUAAAAAGCACUUUCAUGCCAUUUUUAUUAAUUACAGACAAAUGAACAAAAACAAAACAAAACCUAACUCAGUUUUGGAGCGCUAACUAAGCUUUUCAGGAAAAUCCCUAACUAAACCGGACGGCUACACCGUUUACCAGUAAAACAAAACAGUUUCUAAACGCACACAAACCAGAAGGCUCACACAGUACCUUUAAGUUAACCCACCCAAGUUGCUUCACACAGACUGGAGACUGUGUCGACCAACAUUUUGGUUCCUUAAUAUACCUGCCUGCUAAUCACAGGCAGGUGAUAUUCAUUAUAAUUUGGAGCAAGGUGAAUCCCAUCCUGGUUCCCUCCCGUGGCAUUCUGGGGGAUGUAGUUUGUUAGCCCCACCUGAACUACAUGUAUUUUUCUCCCCCCCCAUCUGUCAUAAUAUAUCUAUCUAUCUAUCUAUCUAUGUAUCUACAGGCUAACUUCACUAUAACGAACCCUUCUUAUAACGAACACACGUUUUUAACGAUCCCAACAGCAAGAACUGAUUUUUUCAAUGCAAAUGAGCCCUAUUAGAACGAUCAUGGUUGACUAAUUCAAAGAUAACGCUAAUUCAAAGAUUACCUAUUGUAAUACGAAUCAUGCAUGAUGAAAUCAUGGCAAAGGGCGUGAGGAGCAAUCUAUGCGGGAUUGUUUUUACAAGAGAAAGGCCAUGUAAUUACUGUAUUCAGCAUUUCAUUUAUUUACUGUUUUCUUUUAAACAUACCACAGUGGAGAAUUAGUGUAUAUGUCAUUUAUUUUGUGUUUAAUAAAUCCUGCGCGCCUGUGCCUGCGUUUCUGCUCCAACUCAUCUGUCUUGGCAAUGCAGUUACCCACACAUGUGACAUGAGUACCUUGUCACAAUACCGUUUAAAUGUUGAUCAAUGUGAAGGAAUCUUCAUAAAAGUACUAUAUAUGGAUGUUCAAUUCAAAUUUACUGUUCUGUCAUUAUUCUGAUACAGAAAAAUGCCAAACCCUAUUGUAGUGAACACCCUGAUGUAUACACACACAUAUAGUGCUCACCUGUUAUAACACGCCUCGUUAUAUUGCGGAAUCGGUUAUAACACGGUAAGGUCGUGGCUUCCAUUUGUUCAAUAAUGCCAUUACAGUAGCCCUUUCAUACUCGUUGUAAGACGGAAAUACCUCAUGUUUAUGCUUGGAAAACACAGCAGCUUCCUUUAUAGAAAAGAUAACUUAAGUGCAUUGAUGAUAUCCUUACAAACUCUUAAAAAAGGUCUUAAUGGUUCCAUGCAGUGCUGUUCAUGUAAUUUUAUUUUGAUGCUCAUACUUUUCUUGUUUCUAUCAACGAUUUGGAAGCCGUACCACGUAAUAUGCCACGUAAGGGCAGCAGUGUGGAGUAGUGGUUAGGGCUCUGGACUCUUGACCUGAGGGUCGUGGGUUAAAUCCCCGGUGAGGGACACUGCUGUUGUACCCUUGAGCAAGGUACUUUACCUAGAUUGCUCCAGUAAAAACCCAAUUGUAUAAAUGGGUAAUUGUAUGUAAAAAUAUAAUGUAAUAUCUGUAUAAUGUGAAAUCAUGUAUAAUGUGAUAUCUUAUAACAUUUGUAAGUCGCCCUGGAUAAGGGCGUCUGCUAAGAAAUUAAUUAUAAUAUAUAUUGGCUUCAUUGGUAGUAUUUUGGUAAUGAUUAUAUUAACCAAUGUGUAUUAGUUAUAAAUGAAUAUCAUUGUCAUUGGUUAAAAACCUGUCAGUGUUUUCAAAAUCAUAUGAAAUUGUACUGUGCAUCAGUUCUUGUCUGUUGUGUAAACAAGUGUAACAGAACCGCACCCAUUUGGGUUCUUUGCCCCUUUAAAAAUAGACCCAGAACACAGGAAAUUGAGGUAUAAGCGCUGACGCGCUAGAUUUAUUAAUAAACAAAACACACACUUUUUAAAUAAAUAACACAGUCCCUUCCUCUUCAUACACUUGCACACCCUAGCAAGCAGGCUCUCCACACAGCAGCCACAAACAGACUGGCUGCUUUCUUUAAAUACUCUGCACCUGGCUGUAAUUGACAAUGAUAGCCAGGUGCAGGGGAUCAAUACUAAUAAAACAAUUAACCAAUUAAAUUUACAAUGAACUUAGGGUUUUUCAGCCCAUGUCCUUCUGGGAGAUGUAGUCCUGUUUUCGUUUCCCCCAGGACUACACUCUCACAGAAGGUUGAGUAUUAAAGUCAAAUGUUUUAAAAAGGGUAUUUCUCAUGAACAAAUCCUAAAUAUACUAUAUUCAAACUGUGAAAUAUAUUUCUUGUUUUUGUUUAUUACAUUUCAAAUCAAAGUCUU
Acipenser ruthenus (sterlet) is the source of this 4978-nucleotide messenger RNA. Its product is annotated as acetyl-coenzyme A synthetase 2-like, mitochondrial. Gene Ontology annotation, molecular function: AMP binding; acetyl-CoA synthetase activity. The transcript has 14 exons. The coding region runs from base 199 to 2295 and encodes 698 amino acids. The record is from RefSeq and is a predicted model, not a curated record. NCBI's taxonomy places the organism in Eukaryota, Metazoa, Chordata, Actinopteri, Acipenseriformes, Acipenseridae. Gene Ontology annotation, cellular component: mitochondrion.